Xenia sp. Carnegie-2017 is the source of this 1557-nucleotide messenger RNA. RefSeq names its product arylacetamide deacetylase-like 2. Lineage: Eukaryota; Metazoa; Cnidaria; Anthozoa; Malacalcyonacea; Xeniidae. The coding region runs from base 90 to 1289 and encodes 399 amino acids. Gene Ontology annotation, molecular function: hydrolase activity. The transcript has a single exon. The record is from RefSeq and is a predicted model, not a curated record.
GAGGCCAUAUAUGCGUCAUAUGACACAAAAACUUUCAUUGGACUUUGUAGUGGCCGUUUUUUUCUCUUAACGAAACGGUAGGCAUCAAUAUGUUUAAAACGUUAAUAGCAAUUACUGUAGCAUGCGUUGCUAUUUCAACAGGAAUUCUAUGGCAUCUAACUUAUGGCUCUGUGUCUGACAAGAUUGAGGGGUGGUCCAACAAAGUAUUUCCAGCCUCCGCUCAGUUGAUUUUUUGGAUAGCUGGCAUUGGGGACUCCUAUUUUGGUAUUUUACAAGUGAAAACUAUGAGAUUUUUUCCAGAUGAGGAUUUUUUUAAUGCUAAACAACACUUUUGGGAGAAAGAUGUGCUUAUGGAACACAGUACAAUAGCUGGAGUACCAGUCACUACUUUUAAACCAAUCAAUAUAUCACCACCAUCUCCAGCUAUUAUUCAUUUCCACGCAGGUGGGUUGUCAAUGGGAAGCCAUAAAUCUGCAUCAACAAUGGCAAUAUGCUAUCGACUUGCCAAUAAAACCAAAGCUGCUGUUAUAUCAGUUGGUUAUCGUUUGGCACCAGAGAGUGUGUUCCCUGCCUCGUUUGAUGAUGCUUGGAAUGUGGUGUCCACAAUUUUAUCUGACCCAUUAAAAUACAAUAUAAAUGGUAGUAGAAUUGCUCUUAUGGGUGAGAGUGCUGGUGGACUGUUGGCUCAAGCUGUUUCGUUGAAACUUGCCAAUUAUCCUCAAAUACCAAACAAAAUUGCAGCCCAAGUUUUGACUUAUCCUUGGCUUCAAUUGAUUGAUAUGUUUUGCUUACCAUCAUAUGAAUUGUAUAGUGAAGGUUUUGCUCUUUCUGUGCCAUUACUGGCUAACAUGGCUUCUGCUGCGACUAUGGGCAAUGCUGAAAUGGCACCAAUGUAUAUCUCUGGUAAUGUAUCGAAGUACUUUAUGCAAACAAAGUAUUGGAAAUAUCUUGCUCCAUUAUCAAAAUGUAAACUAAACCCAACAAAAGAUAAAAUCACUUUACCAAAGAUUUUCAUUGAAAAAGUCACAGAUCAAUAUCUUUCACCACUUCUUGCUGAUGAUCUAAGCUCAACUCCACCAACAUUUCUUGGAAUUGCAGAGUAUGAUAUUCUGGAAAGUGAAUGCAGCCUGAUGUCACAAAGACUUAAAGAAGCUGGCGUAAACAUUAUUACAAAGCGUUAUAAAACAUACCAUGCUUAUAUGUUUAAUUUAGAUUUGCCCCUCGCUAAUAAUACAUUGGCAGAAACUGUUAUAAAUGACACUGUUGUAUUUUUAAAUUCAAUAUGGUAAAUACAAUGCAGGCAAAGAAUUUUAGCUGAGUACAGUGCACAAUCAUGUUUUACAAUUUCUUCAAACCCUGUUUAUCAGUACAAGCAACUUUAACGAUAAUUUCUAUGAUAAUUAUAGUUGUUGAAAACCUUCCAUAGUAGGGUAAAAUUAUGUGAAUAAACAGUAUUGAAAGACUAUAUUCAAUAGAGUUGGCAGUAAUAAUGAGUCUUUUGUCAAGUAUGGUUAUCUAUAUGUGAAACAGUGAUUAAUAAAAUAUAUCUGAAACUUG